Molecule: messenger RNA, 1099 nt
Organism: Elgaria multicarinata webbii
Lineage: Eukaryota; Metazoa; Chordata; Lepidosauria; Squamata; Anguidae
Product: estradiol 17-beta-dehydrogenase 11-like
Exons: 7
Coding region: 56-958 (300 amino acids)
Molecular function (GO): oxidoreductase activity, acting on the CH-OH group of donors, NAD or NADP as acceptor
Source: RefSeq, a predicted model, not a curated record
GUAGACAAACAGCUGAAGACUGGUCACAGACAGUGUAGAAACGCUGCAGAGGAGAAUGCAUUUGUUACUUGAGAUCCCGUUGUUUUUCCUUAUAACCCUCUACUCCUACUUAGAGGCUUUUGUCAAGCUUUUCUUCCCGGUGAAGAAAAAGUCUGUCAGCGGAGAAAUUGUUCUCAUCACUGGAUCUGGUCAUGGACUUGGGAGAGCCACUGCCUAUGAAUUUGCUAGACAUCAGUGCACAUUAGUUCUGUGGGAUAUCAAUAAGCAUGGUGUCGAAGAAACGGCUGAAGAAUGCAGGAGACUGGGAGCUACAGCCCAUGCGUUCAUGGUGGACUGUAGCAAGAGAGAGGAGAUCUAUAGUGCCGCCAAAAAGGUGAAAGGAGAGAUUGGCGAUGUGGAUAUCUUGAUGAAUAACGCCGGGGUGGUAACGCCAACGGAUGUGCUGUCGACUCAGGACUACGAGAUUCAAAGAAUGUUUGAAGUCAACAUUCUUGCUCACUACUGGACCUCAAAAGCAUUCCUCCCAGCAAUGAUGAGGAAAAACCAUGGUCAUAUUGUCACGGUGGCUUCUGCCGGAGGCCAUAUUGUGGCUCCUUUUCUUGUGGCUUAUUGCUCAUCCAAGUUUGCCACUGUUGGCUUUCACAGAGCUCUGACGGCAGAGCUGUCUGCCUUGAGGAAGAAUGGGGUGAAAACUUCAUGCAUCUGUCCUAUGUUUAUCAAUACUGACUUUGUCAAAAAUACAUCUUCAAGAUUAAUGCCAACUUUGGAGCCUGAAGAAGUUGCAAAACAAGUAAUGAAAGGAAUCCUAACCAACAAGAAAAUGAUUUUCAUUCCACCAUUUCUGAAAAUCAGUAUACUGCUGGAUAGGUUUCUUCCCGUUCGUGGUGUUGCGGCUUUCUGGGAGCUGAUUCAACUUAAAUAUGAUUAUGUCAUUGGGUACAAGGAUAAAGAAAACUAAAGGAACGGAUUUCAUCUGUGGGCCUGCAUAUGAUUCCAGUUUUUAACAGUUCAGCAUUUUAAUUCUGUAUAACAUCUAACCCUUUAAGAAACCUGUACUACUCCUGCAACAAGUAGCCCAUAAACACCACCCUAUCCUCCA